GGAGAAGGGGCCUACAGGGCUCCGCGGAAACCGUGUGUGAGGCUGGCGGCCGGCGGGAGAGGCGUCUGGGGUGAACUGGCCCGAGAGGGAGCCCCGUUCCCGAACAGCCCGCGGAGGCCGCCUAGAGGGCGGACAGGUAGAAGGCAGGGAGGGCCAGCAUGCCCCCAGUGCCGCUCCCCGUCCUGCUGCUGCUCCUGGGCGCCACGCUGACCUUCCGGGCGCUCCGACACACGCUCUGUCGCCUGCCCCUGCCUGCACACGUGCGCGCCGACCCCCUGCGCACCUGGCGCUGGCACAACCUGCUCGUCUCCUUCACUCAUUCCAUUGUGUCAGGGAUCUGGGCACUGCUGUGUAUAUGGCAGACCCCUGAGAUGCUGGUGGAAAUUGAGACAGCAUGGUCGCUUUCUGGCUAUCUGCUCGUUUGCUUCUCCACAGGGUAUUUCAUCCACGACACCGUGGAUAUCUUGAUUAGCCAUCAGGCACGAGCUUCUUGGGAAUACCUUGUCCAUCAUGUCAUGGCCAUGGGUGCCUUCUUUUCAGGCAUCUUUUGGAAAAGAUUUGUUGGUGGGGGCGUCCUAACACUGCUGGUGGAGGUCAGCAACAUCUUCCUCACUAUACGAAUGAUGAUGAAGAUCAACAAUGCCCAGGAUCUCCUCCUCUAUCGGGUGAACAAAUAUGUCAACUUGGUCAUGUACUUUCUCUUCCGCCUGGCCCCUCAGGCCUACCUUACCCAUUACUUCCUGGGUUAUGCUGGCCAGAGGACCCUGGGAACCUUUCUGCUGAGCAUCUUGCUCUUGCUGGAUGUCAUGAUCCUCAUCUACUUUUCCCGCCUUCUCCGCUCUGACUUUUGCCCUGACCGUGUUCCCAGCCAGCAACACAAAGACAAGUUCUUGACUGAAUGAAAAGCAGAGCUGGGAACUUGUGGCAAGGACAGCAAACACAGCCAAGAACAGCCCCACACAUAAAUGAAGACUUAUCCCCUUGCCGGAGGCAUCCUCUGGGGCCAGCCUCUUCACCCGCUAUUGCAAACCCUAAUGAAAGCACUCCUCUGAAGUUCUUGUUCUUUCUUGGACAAGGGGUGAAGGAAGCAGACAGACUGGUUGGGCAUGGUAGAUGGGUGUGGGGGAAAGGUGCACCCAACCCACAUUGCCCUGAAUGGAUGCUAAUGAAGACUGCGGAUCUCUUCCAGGGAUAAAGGUGUUCUUGUAAAGCUU
Molecule: messenger RNA, 1214 nt
Organism: Camelus dromedarius (Arabian camel)
Lineage: Eukaryota; Metazoa; Chordata; Mammalia; Artiodactyla; Camelidae
Gene: TLCD1
Product: TLC domain containing 1
Exons: 4
Coding region: 159-902 (247 amino acids)
Biological process (GO): membrane assembly; regulation of membrane lipid distribution; plasma membrane organization
Cellular component (GO): plasma membrane
Source: RefSeq, a predicted model, not a curated record